CUCUAUGUGGCCACGGAAGCCAUCCUCAUCGCGUUGGUGGGUGCAACUCCUCCCUACCAGUGGGAUCUCCAAGGGCUCUCAGCUAAUCAGAGCCAUAGCAACCAUUCAGUGAGUGAGCAGAGAGUUUUUGGGGAAUGGCUUCUGACUGCCAAUGGCAGUGAGGUGCAUAAGCACAUACACUUCGGUAGCAGCUUCACAUCAAUAGUCUCUGAGUGGUUUUUAAUUGGCAAUACAUCAUACAAAGUCAGUGCUGCCAGUUCUUUCUACUUCAGUGGGGUAUUUGUUGGAGCAAUCUCCUUUGGCCAGCUCUCGGAUCGCUUUGGGAGGAAGAAAGUCUAUCUCACAGGUUUUGCUCUUGAUAUCUUGUUUGCCAUUGCAAAUGGAUUCUCACCCUCAUAUGAAUUCUUUGCCAUCUCUCGAUUCUUGGUAGGGAUGAUGAAUGGUGGGAUGUCACUGGUAGCCUUUGUUCUACUGAAUGAGUGUGUGGGUACUGCCUACUGGGCAUUAGCAGGUUCUAUUGGUGGCUUGUUCUUUGCUGUGGGAAUUGCCCAGUAUGCCUUAUUAGGGUACUUCAUUCGUUCCUGGAGGACUCUGGCUGUUGUGGUUAACCUGGAAGGAACAGUCGUUUUUCUUCUCUCUCUAUUCAUUCCUGAGUCCCCGCGCUGGCUCUAUUCCCAAGGCCGUCUGAAUGAGGCAGAAGAUGCUCUCUACCUCAUUGCAAAGAGGAACCGCAAGCAGAAGUGCACUUUUUCACUAAAACUCCCAGCAGAGAGGAGCUCCAGAGAAGCUGGCAGCUUUUUGGAUCUGUUCCGAUACAAGAUUCUCUUGGGACGCACCUUGAUCAUGAUGUUUACCUGGUUUGUGUGCAGCUUGGUUUACUAUGGUCUUACCCUUAAUGUGGGUGACUUAGGUGGAAGUAUCUAUGCCAAUUUAGCCCUUUCAGGCUUGAUAGAAAUCCCAGCAUACCCAAUCUGUAUUUACUUGAUUAACCAAAAAUGGUUUGGUCGGAAGCGAACACUGAGUGCAUUUCUGUUCUUGGGAGGAUUGGCUUGUCUUAUUGUCAUGUUUCUUCCUAACAGGAAAGAUACUGGAGUGUUUGCAGUGGUGAAUAGUCGCUCUCUGUCUUUGCUGGGGAAACUGACAAUCAGUGCUGCAUUUAACAUUGUCUACAUCUACACAUCAGAACUUUAUCCCACAGUGAUCAGGAAUGUUGGAAUGGGUGCCUGCUCCAUGUUUUCCCGCGUUGGUGGAAUCAUUGCACCUUUUGUCCCUUCAUUGAAAUCUGUGCAGUGGUCUCUGCCUUACAUUGUGUUUGGAGCAACUGGUCUGUUGUCUGGGUUCUUAAGCUUAUUAUUGCCAGAGACCUUAAACAGCCCUUUGCUAGAAACUAUUUCGGACCUGCAGGUAUGCUCAUACUGGAGGCUGGGUGAUGAAGCCAUGUCUUUGCAAGCCCUAGAUGGCUCACAGUCUGGAGACAAAGACAGUUCUACAGGGAGUGGAAGUGAAGAUGAGGAGUUUUAUGAUGCUGAUGAAGAGACUCAUAUGAUCAAGUAAUGA
Messenger RNA from Acanthisitta chloris (rifleman), 1557 nucleotides. RefSeq names its product solute carrier family 22, member 15 (gene SLC22A15). Gene Ontology annotation, molecular function: transmembrane transporter activity. The annotation marks the transcript as partial. The record is from RefSeq and is a predicted model, not a curated record. Lineage: Eukaryota; Metazoa; Chordata; Aves; Passeriformes; Acanthisittidae. Gene Ontology annotation, cellular component: membrane. Gene Ontology annotation, biological process: transmembrane transport. The transcript has 11 exons.